Molecule: messenger RNA, 1650 nt
Organism: Eleginops maclovinus (Patagonian blennie)
Lineage: Eukaryota; Metazoa; Chordata; Actinopteri; Perciformes; Eleginopidae
Gene: tecrl2a
Product: trans-2,3-enoyl-CoA reductase-like 2a
Exons: 12
Coding region: 133-1017 (294 amino acids)
Biological process (GO): very long-chain fatty acid biosynthetic process
Molecular function (GO): oxidoreductase activity, acting on the CH-CH group of donors
Source: RefSeq, a predicted model, not a curated record
CUGGAAAGGAGAGGAACUACGUGUGUGUGUGUUUGUGUGAGGGUAAUGAGUGUGCAUGUAAUGUUUUCCUUCACUGAUGUUUGAGGUCGUUGGUUUCACCCUGUACAGAGGACAUAUUCAUAUUUCACCGCUAUGAGACGGACCACCUUUUUUGAGGUAGAGCCUUAUUCAACAAUAGGAGACAUUAAAAGCCUCUUCCACAAAUCAUAUCCUCACUGGUAUCCAGCAAGACAAGCCCUGAGCCUUGAUCCCAAGGAUAAAUCACUCAGAGACGAAGAUGUUUUACAGAAUCUACCGGUUGGGACUACUGCUACCAUGUACUUCAGAGAUCUUGGUCCACAGAUAGGUUGGACUAUGGUGUUUCUGGCAGAGUGCAUCGGGCCCCUUCUCACCUACCUCCUCUUCUAUUUUCGAGUACCGUACAUUUACUCUCACAGAUAUGCCUUAACCUCUAGUCCUCAUCAUGUUGUUAGACUAGCCUGUGCCUGUCACACCUGCCACUAUAUGAAGAAGUUGAUAGAGACUAUGUUUGUGCAUCGUUUCUCCCAUGGGACCAUGCCUCUCAGGACGAUAGUCAGGAACUGUUCCUAUUACUGGGGUUUCUCUGCUUGGUUGGCCUACUAUAUCAACCAUCCACUUUAUACACCUCCAUCAUAUGGAGAACUACAAGUCAACUAUGCAUUAUUCAUAUUUAUGAUGUGUGAAGUGGGAAACUUCUCCAUUCACUUGACUCUAAAUAAUCUCAGAGCAGAGGGAUCCAGGAGCAAUAGAUUCCCUGCACCAACAAAGAAUCCCUUCACAUGGCUAUUUUUCUUUGUAUCCUGUCCAAAUUACACAUAUGAGGUUGGUGCUUGGUUGAGCUUUUCCAUCAUGACCCAGUGUCUGCCAGUGGCAUUGUACACAUUACUGGGGUUCCUUCAGAUGGCCACCUGGGCCAAAGGGAAGCACAGAGCCUACAGCAGGGAGUUCAAGGAGUAUCCCAGUGUCCGGAUGGCCAUUAUCCCCCUGAUGCUCUGAUAUUGAUCAAAACAAAAUGAACUAUUGUAGCAUAUAAGUUAUGUAUUUUCACACUGCUCAAGUGUUGUUCACUAAAACAAUGUGUGCUGCUGCUAAGGCCAGCAUUAUGCAAUAUAUGUUGUUCUGAAAGGGGUAGGAAUGUAAGCAAUAAUAUUAUGGCAAUAUACUGGAACAUCUAAAAAUAUAACAGGAACAUUCUGUUCAUUUAUUGUGAGUUUUUUUAGUUCACUUCCCAGUGAGUAUUUAUCAUUACAAGCUGGCUUAUUAACCCACAGGUUGAGGCACUUCUUUUCAAUGAUAAAUGCUGAAAGCACUUAUCCUUGCAGACGUUUAAUUAUGCUAAUAAUACACUCCUCCACCGUUUAUCUCAGAUUUCUAGAGAAAGGGAAACUAUAUUGUAGAAGUGUGACUUCUGGAAUGAAUGUGUACAGGACUCAUCGGUCCUUAAGCCCUACUGUCUAAUCUCAGGUUGUGUAUACAUGUGAAUGUGAGUGACUUGAGUUUAAAACACAUCAAUCUUAAGUGUUACAUUUAUUUGACAUGAAGCCGGAUCACAUUUUCAUAUUGAUAAAGCGCAAACUGUGAACAAGAUAUUUGUGGCAGAAAAAUCAUCCCAUGAUAUUAAAAUGAAUA